This is a messenger RNA of Danaus plexippus (monarch butterfly), 3533 nucleotides long. RefSeq lists its product as uncharacterized. The coding region runs from base 198 to 2687 and encodes 829 amino acids. The transcript has 11 exons. The record is from RefSeq and is a predicted model, not a curated record. Gene Ontology annotation, cellular component: cytosol; alpha,alpha-trehalose-phosphate synthase complex (UDP-forming). NCBI's taxonomy places the organism in Eukaryota, Metazoa, Arthropoda, Insecta, Lepidoptera, Nymphalidae. Gene Ontology annotation, molecular function: catalytic activity. Gene Ontology annotation, biological process: trehalose biosynthetic process.
AAAGGAAACAGUUGGCUUCCAAUCUCCGCCGAUGAUGUUAAUCAUUUACGCGGACUAGAACACAUUACAUUUAUUAUAACCUCGCCGGCAAUGACACAAAACGAACAGUCGUAUAAACUGUGUAUUUAAUAUUUAAAUUUCCCGCCAAUUUGUUACACACGCGUCGUGUCUGAACUGUGGUUGGUUGAAACGGAACGAUGAAAAAAAACAUGAAUGUGCCACAAGACAGUGUUAGUCGCUCUACGUGCAAUAGCAAGGGGAGUAUGAUUGUUGUAUCAAACAGGCUACCAUUUGUUUUAAAAAGAAAUGAGAAAACCGGUGAUUUAGAGAGAAAAGCCAGCGCUGGCGGCCUCGUGACAGCUGUAGCGCCUGUAGUUAUAAGGGGUAAAGGUGUCUGGGUGGGCUGGCCGGGUAUACACCUGGAUAAUCCCAAUGAAAAAAUACCAGAAUCGGACCCCGAGGACAAAACACCUACGGCUGGUCUACUUUCAGAUAAGAUAGUGGCAAUUCACGCGGAACCGAAAUUAUUUGACAGCUACUACAAUGGAUGCUGCAAUGGUACCUUUUGGCCGUUGUUCCACUCUAUGCCGGAUCGCGCCACCUUCAUCGCGGACCACUGGCGAGCCUAUUCAAAAAUCAACGAGCAAUUUGCCGAAAAGACCAUCUACGCGCUUAAGCUUUUAAAAGACAGCAAGGAAAAGAGCGGGAACUCCCCGCCUAUAGUUUGGGUUCACGAUUAUCAUCUGAUGCUGGCAGCUAAUUGGAUCAGACAGAGAGCGGAGGAAGACGAAAUAAGAUGCAAACUGGCAUUUUUCCUACACAUACCUUUCCCCCCCUGGGACAUAUUCAGACUGUUCCCGUGGUCCGAUGAAGUCUUGCAGGGAAUCUUGGGUUGCGACAUGGUCGGGUUCCACAUAACAGACUACUGUUUGAACUUUAUAGAUUGUUGCCAGAGAAAUUUAGGUUGUCGAGUCGAUAGGAAGAAUCUUCUCGUCGAGUUAGGCGGCCGUACCAUUUGCGUGCGGCCGUUGCCCAUCGGCGUACCCUUUGACAGAUUUGUCUCAUUAGCCCAGAAUGCAAAACCAGUCCUUUUUACGAAUCAGAAAGUCUUACUGGGUGUAGACAGACUGGAUUACACCAAAGGCUUAGUACACAGACUGAAAGCCUUCGAAAGACUGCUCGAGAAACAUCCGGAACAUAGAGAGGAAGUCGUCCUGCUACAGAUAUCGGUUCCUUCGAGAACUGACGUCAAAGAAUACCAGGACCUGAAGGAAGAAAUGGAUCAAUUGGUCGGCAGAAUAAACGGAAGGUUCACCACACCGAACUGGUCUCCAAUAAGAUACAUAUACGGCUGCGUGGGUCAAGAUGAAUUGGCGGCUUUCUAUCGCGAUGCAGCCGUAGCUCUGGUCACACCGCUACGUGAUGGGAUGAAUCUGGUCGCUAAGGAGUUCGUGGCCUGUCAGAUAAAGAAGCCUCCGGGGGUCCUGAUAGUGUCACCGUUCGCCGGCGCCGGUGAAAUGAUGCACGAAGCUCUGAUAUGCAACCCUUACGAACUAGACGACGCCGCUGAAGUCAUUCACAGGGCGCUGAUUAUGCCAGAGGACGAGCGCACGGUCCGCAUGAAUCAUCUGAGACGGCGGGAACAACAGAACGACGUGGACAGUUGGAUGAAGGCGUUCCUCAAGGCGAUGGACUCGCUGGAGGAGGAGGCGGACGACAUCGGAGCCACGUCCAUGCAACCCGUCACCAUCGACGACUUCGACGAGUACCUGUCCAAAUACAUCGGCUACACCCAGAAGUUAGCUCUCCUGCUAGAUUAUGACGGGACCCUGGCUCCGAUCGCGCCACACCCGGACCUCGCCACACUGCCGUUGGAGACGAAGAAUACUUUGCAACGACUCUCCAACAUGGCCGACGUGUAUAUAGCUAUCGUUUCCGGCAGGAACGUCAACAACGUUAAGGAAAUGGUUGGUAUAGAGGGCAUCACCUACGCAGGAAACCACGGCUUAGAGAUAUUGCACCCGGACGGCAGCAAGUUCGUUCAUCCCAUGCCUAUGGAGCUGCAAGACAAAGUUGUCGAUCUACUCAAAGCGUUGCAAGAACAAGUGUGUCGAGACGGAGCCUGGGUGGAAAACAAAGGAGCUCUACUGACCUUCCACUUCCGGGAGACUCCAUUGGCUAAGAGGGCGGCUCUAGAGAAUACUGCCAAGAAACUAAUCACAGCCGCAGGUUUCACACCGGCCCCCGCACAUUGCGCCAUCGAAGCCAGACCGCCCGUACAGUGGAAUAAAGGUCGCGCGUCCAUAUACAUUUUAAGAACGGCUUUCGGUUUGGAUUGGAGCGAACGUAUCCGAGUAAUAUACGCUGGCGAUGACGUCACCGACGAAGACGCCAUGUUGGCUCUGAAAGGUAUGGCGGCCACAUUCCGUAUAGCGUCGUCCACCAUAACGAAGACGUCAGCCGAGCGCCGCCUGUCGUCCACCGACUCGGUGCUAGCUAUGCUGAAGUGGGUAGAACGACAUUUCUCCAACCGCAAGCCGAGAGCUAACUCACUGACAUACAAAAACGCAAGAUUAGCCCGCGACACUAUACAAAUGCAUAUGUCUUAUCAAAUACCGAAAAGGUCGCCGCGUCACACACCCCCCUGCACUCCAGAGAAAUCCUCGAGCGGGUCGGAAUCCAAUUAAACGUGACGCCAUUUUGAUUUAGUUUAACGUUCGGAAACUUAAACGCUGAUAUGUCAGUUGACGUUUAGAAAUUUUUUACAUCUCUAUAUAUAUACAUCUCUAAUCUCGCAUCAAGUCUGAAAUUUUCUACCAAAUAUUUUUUUUUUUAAUAUUCUAAUUUAAUCGAUCGUUGAAAUGAGUUAGUGGUAGUUUAUGAUUACAAUAUUUAUAUGUCAGUUUAGUAUGGCGUGUGCAGAUGACGUUUGUGUAGACAGUAUCUUAUGUGAUAGAGUAGUGAUAUUAUAAUUUAAGGCUUCAUAAGAACCCAAAAUUCAAUUAUUGUAGUCCCCUGCACAGACAAGCUUGGUAUAUAAGUUUAUCCACAUUGUAUAACCUCUAAGUUCUAAUCACUGUAGUCGUUAGAUUUUAUAGACGUAUAUGUGAAUUAUUUUCUCAAAAAAAAUAUUUAUUUAAGUAAAUAAUACCUUCUAAGACGGUUGUAUUUAUUAUAAUGAAGUAGAGUAGACAUUUUUAGUAGCAGUUAUUUUGUUCAUCAAAUAUUCGAUAAUGUCAUUGUGAUUACCGACUCGUGUUUAUAGAGUACUUCGUACAUUCACAUACGCAUUACGUGAACGCACAUAAAAAACCUGUUGUUAAUAUAUUUGACAUAGAAUUAAAUACAUUUCGCAUUAGUUCCUUAAAUUAUUUUUUAAUAUAUUUUUGUUUAUAUUUAUCGAAAUUUAAUAUGCUAGUCCAAAAAACAUUAUGAAAUAUUCCAUCGCGUACUGAAUAUCUCGAAUUAUACGUAUUUUUAGAUAUACUAUAUGUUUUUGAAUGUAUUCAAUAAAAUUUACAACAGACGUAAAA